ACGAUGUCAUCGACCGAUGGAGAUACGUAUGAGUACACUGCCAACACGUCGUCAGAAGACCGGUUCCAUUAUGCUGAGGGGAACAGCAUGAAGGACUAUGAGCAUGAGACUUCGGAUCUGGUCUACCAGGGCGGUCACCAGCAUCCCGUUGUACCAGCAUCAACACCAGCAGCAGUCUCGGUGAAGGCGAAUGGGCGUCGUGGCCUCGCACGGGACAGCCACGUGAUGACGACAGCAGCAGUGGCCCCAGCGGAGGCCUACAUCUCUAGUGACUAUGUCACCGCUCGCGACACGAGCAAGCAGCCGACUCCCAAGCGAACGAAAGCUUUCGACGUGGCUUCCCAGGGCGUCUCAGUUGGGCAAGGAGGCCCGGAACAGGGACGCUCCAUCUUCGGGAUGCCAGCAGGCACGUUCACCCUCUACACCAUCCUGAUGGCCCUCUUUGUGGUGGCGCUCAUUUACGUCUACGUUCUGUUUAGACCGGACCCGGUUCGGCCACCGAUAGCCAAGAAGCUGGGCCGGUGGGCCAACGACAGUGCUUCCACUGUCGAAUGACGGAAGUGUUGUUACAGAAGUGAAUGCAUGAAAAGAUCGGCUACACUUAACUUGCCUACUCUCGCCUUGUCCUAAUUUGACCUAAUUUUAGAAUCAUCUUUAGUGAAUGCUAACAUUACGAGAUUGGUAUCUGUUGUGUCUGCGUCAUACCCGUCUCGGCGCAUGCGCAGUCCGUUUCCUUUCCUUCUUCCCGCUCCCACUUCCUUGCCCACUUCGGGGAUAAAAGCAAUCGC
Molecule: messenger RNA, 788 nt
Organism: Dermacentor silvarum
Lineage: Eukaryota; Metazoa; Arthropoda; Arachnida; Ixodida; Ixodidae
Exons: 2
Coding region: 4-555 (183 amino acids)
Source: RefSeq, a predicted model, not a curated record